AUGGAGGCCCCUGCACUGUCCGGCCUAGACGCCAUACCACUCGAUAAGUUGAAAGACGAAUAUCUCCGACGGUCAUGCGGAAGUAAGAAGACAAACGCAUAUAACACGCCCGCUCACGUAGCUGCGUUGUUCCUCAUACUUGCCCUCAGCACAUUCGCCUGUGCGUUCCCUAUAAUAGCACGACGGUUCCCGAAACUACCUAUACCGCGCCGUUUCCUCUUUUUAUCCCGCCAUUUCGGAACGGGUGUGCUUAUAGCUACUGCGUUCGUACAUCUGCUACCUACAGCGUUCAUAUCCCUGACGAGCCCAUGUCUGCCGCGGUUCUGGAAUAAGGGGUAUCCUGCCUUUGCGGGGCUGGUGGCUAUGGUUGCGGUGUUGAUGGUGGUUUGCAUUGAGAUGUUCUUUGCCAUGAAGGGGGCUGGUCAUGUUCAUGGAUCGGAAUAUGAUACGCUCAUAGGGGAUAUGCACCAUGAUCAUGACCAUGGCCAUGGACAUGAGAACGGAUCAUCGGUACAAAUGGGGAAAGUACGUCGAAAGCCACCGGCUAGGAUAGUCAUAAGCGCUUCGACGGAGAACCUAGUCGAUGGAGCAAGUCCGCUUAUGCCGAACGGUAAUGGCAGAGCUCAACUUGGCGGAGAAACGACAGAUCCAAGUGACGAUGAAGAUCUAGAUAUAGAUCUGGAAGAACUUGAUCCGCAGCCAGACGACAACGAGUCUGUACUCGUACACUCUAGACACCAAGGACAUGCCCACCACCACCACCGUCACCACAGCCACGACAACCACAUGAGCGAACAAAGCGCUCAAAAACAACUCCUUCAAUGCCUCCUUCUCGAAGCCGGAAUCCUUUUCCACAGCAUAUUCAUCGGUAUGGCUCUCUCCGUAGCCACGGGAGCAAACUUUCUAGUCCUACUAGUCGCUAUAUCCUUCCAUCAGACGUUUGAAGGCUUCGCGCUCGGCGCACGCAUAGCGGCUCUAAUACCCGCUCUGUUCCCUGCCUCCUCACCCAAACCGUGGCUCAUGGCUCUAGCGUACGGUGCGACUACACCUAUAGGCCAGGCUAUCGGGCUCGGUGUACAUAACUUGUAUGAUCCAGCGAGCACCACGGGCUUGCUGAUGGUUGGACUGACGAAUGCGUUCAGCAGUGGUUUGUUACUAUUUGCUGGAUUGGUGGAGUUACUUGCUGAGGAUUUCCUGAGUGAUAGAAGCUAUGAGACUUUGCAAGGACGGAACCGGCUUGAAGCCGGUAUUGCUGUUGCCGCUGGUGCGUCGUUGAUGGCAUUGGUAGGGGCUUUUGCUUAG
This is a messenger RNA of Nannizzia gypsea CBS 118893, 1302 nucleotides long. RefSeq names its product zinc-regulated transporter 1. Gene Ontology annotation, molecular function: zinc ion transmembrane transporter activity. Lineage: Eukaryota; Fungi; Ascomycota; Eurotiomycetes; Onygenales; Arthrodermataceae. Gene Ontology annotation, cellular component: plasma membrane. The transcript has 3 exons. Bases 1 to 1302 code for a protein of 433 amino acids. Gene Ontology annotation, biological process: zinc ion transmembrane transport. The record is from RefSeq and is a predicted model, not a curated record.